AUGCAGCUCUUACUUCUCCUCCUCGCCGGUCUUUUUGCGACCCUGACCUCCGCAUGCGGUUUUCCCUUCAACAACAAUCGUCUCACCAACAGCUCCUUAGUCGACGACUUCAUCGCCGACCUGGAAGUAUCUGGACAGCUCGGCGAUAAUGGCGGCCAAGGCUGGAUGUCAGUCAUCAACGAUCGGAUUCCAGAUAGAACGGUCUGGCCCGAUCUGGGCCCCGAAAAUGACCCAUACGUUUGGAUCGAUUACUGCUAUGCCACUGAGAAGGACUAUAACGAGCUCCACGACGUCGUGGAGGACGCAGCAAAAGAGUGGAUGACCAAGUUGGGCAAAGGUAAAGACAAUGGACAUCGAUUUGCUGGAUUCCGUCACUACUACUACGAGGGAGUUUAUCCACGUUGUGAUAAGGAUGACGAGUGGAACGAACUCCAACUAUUGGAUUCAUCCCAGAGACACAGGGACGACCACGUCAACUUCGACUGCUCCAAACUCUACGGCUACGAGACUGCCAAGAAGAAAGUGGAGACUGAGCCCGCGUGGGAGGGGAAGACCAUUGAGGACGUCUGUGGAUCCAACUGGUUGGGAUACAUGCACGGCCUCCAUUUUGCAGCACCAACCGCGUACUGUACCGACAUGGGUCUUGCAAAAGAUGACAGGACACCAUUGGCACAGUACUCGGAUACGACAUACAACUAUGACUCCAUCAUGCACUACUACUCUCAAGCGUUCGCUGCAAAUCAGCGAGGUGCCGUCAACGAGCUACCCCUUGUACGCUGGAAGAAUGGACGACCCAGUGACGGUUCGGGGCCGAACGAUGAGAACGCACAGAUCAUUCCAACUUGGAGCGUUAUUUCGGAUGGAGAUAAGAGCGGUGUUCAGCAUUAUUAUCCGUACGCGGGACCUACAGAAAAUGAACAGGAUCAAGGCGUACAGGAUGUAGGAGUAUGGGGUUAG
Messenger RNA from Alternaria ventricosa, 957 nucleotides. RefSeq lists its product as uncharacterized. The record is from RefSeq and is a predicted model, not a curated record. Bases 1 to 957 code for a protein of 318 amino acids. Lineage: Eukaryota; Fungi; Ascomycota; Dothideomycetes; Pleosporales; Pleosporaceae. Gene Ontology annotation, molecular function: metallopeptidase activity. The transcript is spliced from 4 exons.